Messenger RNA from Neoarthrinium moseri, 1485 nucleotides. RefSeq lists its product as uncharacterized. Lineage: Eukaryota; Fungi; Ascomycota; Sordariomycetes; Amphisphaeriales; Apiosporaceae. Bases 1 to 1485 code for a protein of 494 amino acids. The transcript has 6 exons. The record is from RefSeq and is a predicted model, not a curated record.
AUGGACGAUUACAUGUUCCGCAGCUAUGUGAACAGCUGCAAAUACGUGCCCGAGGCCACUAGCUACCUGGAGAUAUUUAAUUACACGGACCCCGAGUAUAACACGGACGAGGAGCAUCCACUCACGCCCGAUGAGUUCGAGAACUUCCUCUACCGCCGGGGGGCUUUUGAACCACCAAAGUUGAGGGAAGGCGUCAAGAUUCGCGAUGGCCUCCGAUUAGUGCUUCAGAAGAAUGCGAAACAGCCAGAGACUUUCACGCCAAACUACAUCACACUGACGCCGACUGAAUAUGAGGUCAUGGUUAGGAGCAUGCGGUUGCCCUUUCGGGCGAUCGAGUCAACCAGUGUUGUAGGGCCCUUCUUCUGGGCUGCUUUUGAUCAGGAUGCACACGAUCCUCACCUGCAGAUCAUCUUCCGCAAGUCGGACGUGCGCAAGAAGGGCAAGACCCGCGGGUGGGAGAUCAUGCUCUCGCACUCGUUCAACACGGGCAUCACGACGGGCUACGUGAAGGGCACGCCGUCGUCGGACAUUGAGGAGUCGAUCCACCACCUGCGCGCGUGCGCCAACCAGAUCGCACACCCGAUGCUGCUGCCGGUCAUCAUCCUGUCGCACGACCUGUCGGCCAAGACGGACCAGAAGCAGCGCGACGCGCGUGCCUGGCUGCGCCGGCUGGAGAACGCCGUCACCAUGCGCAACGAGAUCGAGGAGCGCGAGACCUACAUGGACUUCGACCUCGACGCCAUCAACCGUGACCUCGUCGAGUGCCACUCCCAGGUCCUCUGGAAGCGGCCCCAGGCCUACCAGGAGAUCAUCAAGGAGAUGAAGGAGGCCAUGGUCAAGUUCCACCAGACCUCGCGACCCGAACUCCACCGCGGCGAGCUCGAGGCUCUGCACGGCAGCAUGGAGAGCCGCCUGGAUUUCUACCGCAUCAAGCUCCUAGGCGUUGAGAACUAUGCGCACACGACGCUGGAGCGGCUGAACAUCCAGCGACAAGCUCUGUAUAACAUUAUUGCCCAAAAGGAAUCCAAACUGAACCUCGAGAUGGCCGCGCAGCAGCGGCGUCUCGCACACGCCAGCAAGCGCGACAGCACCGCCAUGAAGACGCUGUCGCUCCUGGGUGCCGUGUUCCUGCCGGGGACGUUCCUGGCGUCGCUCUUCAGCAUGACCUUCUUCGACUUCAACGUCGGGCCGUCCGAUGGCUCGGGCGACAGCAGCGGCGCCGGCGCCCAGGUGUCCGAGUAUCUGUGGGUGUACUUUGUGGUGACGAUCCCGCUGACGCUGGUCAUCGUCGGGUCGUGGUGGUGGAUGGACAAGCGGCGGCAGCGCGAGUACGCCGCCGAGGACGUCGAGAUCGAGAAGGGCAUCGACCGCAUGGAGUCCGAGAUCAUGGCCAUCAUGCGCAAGAAGACGAUGAACAAGGCGACCACCUGGAACUCGGGCAACCCGCCCAGCAUAUCGCUGCUGAAGAAGGACAAGGAGGGAUGA